UUUAGGAGACAAACAGGAGAAUGUUACUCAGAAGUUGAAACAACUUUUAUUGCACCUGAGCUUCAUGAGGCAAAAUCUUCCCUAGAUGACGGGCAACCACCUCCAGUUGAUGAUGAGAGCCCUUCUGGUAGCCCUAAGACCACCCAUAAGCCUAAUGACUUAAGAUUAACUUCACAAGGUCACUCAAGUACCCUAAACUUGGACCCUUUCGAUACAUAUAGGUCAAACAGUUCCAUGCUGGUGCACAAUAAUUCCCGGGAAGUCUCUGUUGAAAAAGUGAUAGCAGAUGGUACUGAAAAUUUUGAAAGCUUAUCACCAUUAGCAGUACCACCUGGUGUUAGUACAGUAGAUAGCACAAAUUGGCAGGAUUCAGUGAGUCGAUCUUCGGAGUCUGGAAAGUCUGUGGACUGGACUGCCGUUUGUAAGCACUCAGAUGUUCAAAGUAAAGAGACAACAAAAUCGGAUCGUUCCAGUAAAGGAAGCGAUAAAAAGAAGAAAACUUCUUCGUGGUAUAAUGUUUUAAACCCUACAUACAAAUCAAAAAGUGACGACUUCAAGCGACUUUUCAGAGAUUUACCAGAGUCAGAGAGACUUAUUAUUGAUUAUUCCUGUGCCUUACAAAGAGAUAUUCUAGUCCAUGGAAGAUUGUAUGUGUCACAAAAUUACUUUUGUUUCUAUGCCAACAUAUUCAGAUGGGAAACCUUUCUACUCCUUCGUUGUAGAGACAUCACCAGCAUGACCAAAGAGAAAACAGCACGGGUAAUUCCAAAUGCAAUUCAAGUGUGCACGGAUAGUGAAAAACACUUCUUUACAUCAUUUGGUGCUCGUGAUAAAACGUACAUGAUGCUUUUUCGAAUUUGGCAGAAUGCACUUUUAGAGACACCCAUGUCAUCACAAGAGCUAUGGCAGUGUGUUCAUCAUACCUAUGGUGAAGAACUUGGCCUCACUAGUGAUGAUGAUGACUAUGUGGCGCCGUUAUCCCAAGAUGAUGAACAUAAGAAUGAUGGCAGCAUUGUGGCCGAGCAGCUAAUUGACAUGCCUAAAGAAAAUGGUUAUUUGUCUGAAAAAUAUGAAACGGCCUCAGUGACAGCACAUGAACUGGAAGAAGCUCCAACGGAAGUACCAACA
Messenger RNA from Limulus polyphemus (Atlantic horseshoe crab), 1128 nucleotides. RefSeq names its product GRAM domain-containing protein 1B-like. The annotation marks the transcript as partial. Gene Ontology annotation, biological process: intracellular sterol transport. Gene Ontology annotation, molecular function: sterol transfer activity; sterol binding. The record is from RefSeq and is a predicted model, not a curated record. Gene Ontology annotation, cellular component: endoplasmic reticulum membrane; endoplasmic reticulum-plasma membrane contact site; plasma membrane. Lineage: Eukaryota; Metazoa; Arthropoda; Merostomata; Xiphosura; Limulidae. The transcript is spliced from 6 exons.